Molecule: messenger RNA, 5667 nt
Organism: Pogona vitticeps (central bearded dragon)
Lineage: Eukaryota; Metazoa; Chordata; Lepidosauria; Squamata; Agamidae
Gene: REXO1
Product: RNA exonuclease 1 homolog
Cellular component (GO): nucleus
Molecular function (GO): nucleic acid binding; exonuclease activity
Source: RefSeq, a predicted model, not a curated record
GGCCGAGGGAAGGCGGCCGGGAUGCUCCGCUCCAGCGGCUUCUUCCGCGGCGUCGAGUGCCCUUUUGGGCCGGCCUGCGGGAGGCCCUACUGCCACUUCCGACACCCCCCGGGGGCUCCCCUCACGGCGGCGGCGGCGGGACCCCCGGGCCUUCCUCUUCCUCCUCGGCGCCCCUCCUCCAGUCGCGCUCUCUCAGGCUGUGGCUAUGACCCUUACAACCCGGAGCUCCCAAAGCCUGUGGCCCAGAGCAGCAACGGUACUUUGGAGGACCUUCAGGAGCCCUCCGCUGGCAUCCUCGAGCUCGAGCUGGUCAACCGGGCCAUCGAGGCAGCCCAGAACGAAUAUGAGCGUGACAAGAAAAAAUACGAGGAGCUGCUGGAGACGGCCAAGGAGUGCGGGGCCGCCGACUCCCCGUCGUUGGGUUCCGAGCUGGCCGGGUCCCAGCUGUUCCCCUCCUUGGAAUACAUCCCGGGGAGCUACGAGGCAAGUGGGACGGCGGACUACCACCCGACCCCUCUCGCGUCAGCGGCCACCUCCGACCGGUCCAGCAAAUACACUUUGGAUUCCUCCAGCAGUGGGAAAUCGAGGGGCAGCGCGCUGGAGUACGUCCCCACGGUGGUCACCCAGCCGAAGAAGUACAGCUGCCUGCCUGCGAACAGCAAAUACGUCGUUGACAAGUCCAAGCCGUCAACCGAUCUGGAGUACGACCCCCUUUCGAAUUACUCCGCCCGGCUCCUGAGCAAAGCCAGGGCGCAGAAGGAGACCAAGCGCAAGAGGGCCGUUGAGCGUGGGGAGCCGUAUUCGCCGCCCCACAAGCAGCGGCGCGAUUCGUCCAGUGAUCCGGAACCACCGGCUAGGUUCUCCGACUCGGACGAGGAGCCUCCGGGGCCUUCCGGCCUCCCGUCGAAGUCAAAAGGUGAUGCGGGCAGCGAGUCACCUGGUGGGCCCGUCGCCAGAGAUGAGGGAGCCCAGCCAACGGACCCCGUCUCGCGGCAAAUGAAGGAGACGGCGGUGCAGUACGACAUGGGUGACAUCCAAAGCCACCUGGAAAUCUUGGCCCGAGACUCGAAGGGGGCGAAGCUGGCCCGGGCGCCCACGGACGGCGGCCUGAAAGGGGACGGGAAGGAAAAGCCGAAGGAGAAGGUGAAAAAGAAGAACGCCGACAGCCGCAAGACAGAAGGGAAGAAAGAACAAGGCAGAACCGCCGAGAAAGUAAAGACGGAGGCCAAGUCGCGGCACAGGAAUGGCGAGAGAGGGAAGGAGAAGCAGACCAAGAGGCCUGUCGAUGGGCCCUUGAAGAAGCCCAGCAAGGCUAGAUCUUCCGGAGGGGUGGACAGUAAAGGAGUGAAGUUAAAACCAGACCAGGCCCCACGGCCUGGAAAAGCAGAGGCAGGAGGGAAGAAGGACGGCAAGCCCCCGAAAGCGGACUCGAAAAAGAAGGCCGAGGCGUUGAGGGCCCCAGAGAAGGAUGGGAAAGGUCAACGGCCACGACCAGAGCGGCCCCAGGGCACGCCGACCGGCGCCCCAUCCACGGGCGGCUCUGGAGCGAGGUGUAAGGCCAAACAGCGGGCCUUGAGCCACGCUGACCUCUUUGGCGACGAGAGCGGAGAUGAAGGGGCCGCCGCAGACCUCCCAGAGGCGUUCCCGGAUGUGAGUUCGGAUUCCGAGGGGGACGGGGCCUGUUUCGCUUUGCCCCGAGACCACAGGGGUUUGGGCGUGAAGCGGCCAAAGCCGUCCCGGAGCCCCUCUUCGUCGUCCUCCUCCUCCAACAUCGACUAUUCCCUCCUGGAGAAGGAGCUGGACUUGGAGUCGGAUCCCAUGGAGGAGUGCCUGCGGAUAUUUAACGAGUCCACCGAUGUCAAGACGGAAGACAAGGGCCGGAUGGGGAAACAGCCGUCGAAAGAUGAAGGGGCCGAGGAGAAGGGGCCGGAAGACAACCUGACCACCCUUUUCCCAGGCCAGAAACGCCGGAUCUCUCAUGUCGCAAAGCAAGGCAACGCCGAUGGCCCGAGCAAGCCAGUGGUCCGUCCGUACCGGCCCCCAACGGCCCAAGAGGCCUGCUACCAGAGGAUCCAGAUGGCUCAGAAGCAGGCGGCGCAGCUUGUCCAGCAGCAGCGGGUGCAGCCCUCCCUGGCGACCCCCCAACGCAGCACCCCCCUCGCGACGCACAAAGGAGAAAGGCGGCGGAUCGCCCAUGUGCCCAACGCUGCUGUUCCCCUAUCUUUGAAUUCUGCCCACGGAAGGCUCAAGAAGACCCCUCCGCCGGGCAGCAACGUCUCCACCAACGGCACAGACACCCCCUCCCUCAAAGCCCGCACCCUCGCUGGCAUGUCGUCCAAGACAACUACCACAACCGUGCCCAAAAGGGUGGCCCACGCGCCCACGCUGCAGAGCGCGACUCUGAAGCGGCCGGUGAUUCCCACCGAGUUUGGCGCCAAGGUCCCGACCAACAUCCGCCAGAGGUACCUGAACCUUUUCAUUGACGAGUGCCUGAAAGCCUGUCCGUCGCCGCAGGAAGCAUUUGAGAAGGCGCUCUCGGAGGAGAAGGUGGCCUACGACCGCAGCACCAGCCGGAACAUCUACCUGAAUGUAGCCGUGAACACAUUGAAGAAGCUGAGGAGUCUGCUGCCGGGCCCCGCGCAGGAGAUGCACAAGAACAGCAACCGUAAAGUGGUUUCUCACGAAGCCAUGCUCGGCGGAAAGCUGGCGGCCAAGACCAGUUUUUCGAUUCACCGCUCCGUCAGCUUACGCGUGGAAGACCUGACAGGGGCCGCCCUCUAUCAAAGGCUCAAGGAGUACUUGCUGACCGAGGAGAACCUGAAGGAGCACGGCUACCCCUUGCCGUGUCCCGAGAAAGCAGGCCGGGCUGUCGUCUUCACCGCGGAAGAGAAGAAAACGGCCGAGAGUUCCUGUCGCAUCUGUUGCCGGUGCGGCACCGAGUACACUGUCACGCCGUCGGGAAACUGCGUCCGCAGAGAGGAGUGCGUCCACCACUGGGGGCGCCUGCGGAAGCAAAGAGUUCCAGGCGGCUGGGAGACGCAUUACAGCUGCUGCUCGGGAGCCGUGGGGUCACCCGGGUGCCAAGUUGCCAGACAACACGUCCAUGACGGCCGCAAGGACAGCUUGGAAGGUUUCGUGAAGACCUUUGAGAAGCCGCCCAGCGCAGACGGCCACCCGGGCAUCUACGCUUUGGAUUGCGAAAUGUGUUACACCAAGCAAGGUUUGGAGCUGACCCGCGUCACAGUGAUCAACUCGGACCUCCAAGUGGUGUAUGACACUUUCGUCAAGCCGGAUCACAAAGUGGUGGAUUACAACACCCGGUUUUCGGGUGUGACAGAGGCGGACCUCGAGAACACCUCCAUCACCCUCCGUGACGUCCAGGCAGUGCUCCUGAGCAUGUUCUGCGCGGACACGAUCCUGAUCGGGCACAGCCUGGAAAGUGACCUAUUUGCACUCAAGCUCAUCCACUGCACAGUGGUGGACACGGCUGUCGUUUUCCCUCACCGCCUGGGUUUGCCUUACAAGCGGGCGCUGCGCACCUUGAUGGCCGACUACCUCAAGCGCAUCAUCCAGGAUAGUGUGGAAGGCCACGAUUCUAGCGAGGACGCCCGAGCCUGCAUGGAGCUGAUGAUCUGGCGGAUCAAGGAGGACGCGAAGGUGAAGCGAUGACGUGGGUGUUUUUCGCCUCCGAGGCACCGUGCAAUAGCAAAGACACACACACCCCCGGGAAGCUGUCGCUGGUCACAUGCCGACAUCUCCUGGACUUUCUCCCCCACUACCCUACCCCAUCCACCUUCCUUGUGGGUUUCCUACAAAACUGGGAGAGAGAGGGGCCUCCUUCUGCUGGAACAGUGACGGGGCACCGCCUCCAUUUCCCUGGAAAAAUCUGCACCCUGCAAGUGACGAGGAGUGAGCGUGCCAACCCAGGCCCAUCGGAAAAGGGCAGGACAGCCCCCCAGAGGCACUGAACUAUGCUGUUUCUCUCCCCCACCGCAUCCCACCUUAUUUAUGAAUUUUAAGCCGUUCCCUUCUUUUUUUAAUUUAAUUUGGGGUCUUGCCAGUGACGUGGGUGCCGUGCGUGGUACGUGAACCAGCCGAGAAAGAGACAAAACGAGUACUGAGCUGGCCCGAUGGAGGCAGAAGAGGUCUGCGUGGAAAGUAAAUGUGUUAGAUAUAAAAGGGCAGGAGCGUUGGGGGUUCCCAGCAACAAGGUGGAAACUGAUGGCAGGGUGAUCAAGCGCAGGAGAGGAAGCGUGUCGGAUCUCUGGGUCCGGCCCGAUGGUGGGAGGCCUCUCCCCCUCUUUGGCCUGGGGGCGUGGAUGCCCAGCGGGAGUCAGCCGCUACCCAACCUCAAGCCCCAACCCAUCCGGGGGAGCAGGGGUCUACCAGGAAGGCCAGUGACUUCCCCCUUUGGGCAGGAUCCUUAGCACUGAUCACUGUAAAUGGAAAGACCCCCCGCCUCCGCUCAUGUAGGCUUUGCUUUGUCCAGCAAAGGGGACUGGGUUGUACCUGCUAGUGAGCAUGAUUUUUGAUGGGGAGGCCCACAUUCCACCCACCUCUGGCCAUAAAACCUCCUCCUUGCAUUUUCCUCUUUCCUACGGCUCGGCCACCCUUGCCGGCUUCUUCUGAUGUGCACCCGGACCGAUAGCCCUGGUCCGACUCCUGUUUUUCCUCGGAACACCCACCCAGGGUCCGACUCUCUUGGUCUGGGUUUUCCCGACAGCUACAAGAGGUGAUCACCACGGGGGUGGUGGUGGUGUCUAGGUUUGGAGAGGUUAAAAACAUUGUAAAAGGAUGGCCUUGUCAGGUAGGGCAGUUUGUCCGAAUAAACAAUCUGAAGUGGAAGGUUAUGGGGGAGAAGAGAGACCCCCAUCUCUUGACCAGGGACCCCGACAUCCAUUCCCUGCCCUUGCCAUUUCUAGAUGCAGGCUGAGAAGAAAGACCAGCUUUGCUCCUUCAUUCUCCGCAUUCUCCUGCCGCAUGUCACGCUUUCCAAAGCUCCUCUAUGACAUUCGGAAACACUGGAUUUAUAUAUGCCUUCCUGUCGUGGGUAGCUUUGUGAAACCUUUCUCUUUCCCUGGGCAAUUCUGCCAAAGCGAUCUGGACAGAUUUAGGGAAACUGGAGCAAACAUCCAGGUCCAAAGCUUGACAGGAAAGGGGAUGCUAGGACUUACCGGCUUGGGACUCGCACUCUCUCGGCAUGAGCAUAGAGGGCAAGGGAUGUAGAAACGGAACAAAUGAGAUGAUGGAGGAGGUCCUUGUCUCGUAGCUGAGAGGAUACGCAAUGCUCUACAAUCUCGUGCCUCGAAUCUGUUGUAUCCCAGAAAUUGGCUUAAUGAGAAAGCUCGGACGUCCCCUCUGUAUCCCCGGAGUUAACGUUCUCUGAAGAUGAGAGAAACGUUGAAUAUGUUCCGAGGGGGUCAGCGCAACAUGAGCAGUCUUAGGUCCUUAAUAAUAAUAUUAAUAAUAACAACAACACUAAUAAUCUACCAUUUAUGAGCACUGUCGCUCCCGUAUUUAUCCUGUUCUGCCUCUCCCGGGCGCUCUUCUCUGUUUCUAACACUGUACAGUGCUAAAAAACAACUGCAGACUUUGUAAACGCACCACCAUGUAUACCUGUUUAACACUAUUUUGUAAUUUUUUUUAAAUUAAAAGAAAACUCCCAAA